Molecule: messenger RNA, 158 nt
Organism: Dentiscutata erythropus
Lineage: Eukaryota; Fungi; Glomeromycota; Glomeromycetes; Diversisporales; Gigasporaceae
Source: the annotation of a GenBank genome assembly
AUUCAGAAGUUCCUCUACGAUUUAACUUUGAUGAGGGUUAUAAAAUUCUGAUUCGGAAGUUCUUCUACGAUUCAACUUUUGAUGAGGGUUAUAAAAUUCCAAUUCAGAAGUUCCUCUAUGAUUCAUCUUUUGAUGAGGGUUAUAAUAUUCCGCCUUGA